This is a messenger RNA of Homalodisca vitripennis (glassy-winged sharpshooter), 2281 nucleotides long. RefSeq names its product facilitated trehalose transporter Tret1-2 homolog. Gene Ontology annotation, biological process: transmembrane transport. Gene Ontology annotation, cellular component: membrane. The record is from RefSeq and is a predicted model, not a curated record. Lineage: Eukaryota; Metazoa; Arthropoda; Insecta; Hemiptera; Cicadellidae. Gene Ontology annotation, molecular function: transmembrane transporter activity. The transcript is spliced from 7 exons. Bases 210 to 1598 code for a protein of 462 amino acids.
UAUGUCAUUGGAUAAAUUCCUCCUAUUAGCCUCAUCGAGGCAAUCCCUUGUUGAAGGUUGUCAUCGUUAGAAGGCCAUGUUAAGUUGGGCUGUAUAGUGCUUUUCAAAGUUGUUUACCAUUUUCUUCUUGCAACAAGUUUACUGUUAUAAUAUAAAAUAAUUGAAGUGAUUCAUUAAUUUCUGCUACAGUUUGUUUACUUGCUAAGAAAAUGCUCGACUCCAACUUAAAAUCCGCCGUUAUUCAGGUGGCAGUUUGCACGCUGGCGAAUUGGGGUAUGGUGACCUCUGGUAUAAUUCAAGGGUUUCCCUCUGCGUUGAUGCCUCCUCUCCUGGGCUCAGGACCAGGCCUUCACACCUCCGUUCAUCACUCCUCCUGGAUAGUUGGGGUGACCUAUCUAUCAGCGUCAGUGAUGUGUUUACCAGGAGGAUAUCUGACUGACUGGAUCGGACGCCGCUGGGGCCUGCUGCUGUUGAAUCUCUCCUUUGCUGUAGGCUGGCUUCUGAUCGCACUGUUCCCUCUCUCUCUAACCGCCCUGUAUAUCGGCCGUGGUAUAUCAGGCAUGGGUCUCGGACUGGCUACUUCUGUUGGAGCCACCUAUACAGCUGAGAUAGCCUCGGACUCUCUGCGUAGUGUGCUUGUCAUGUUCACUCCUGUCAUGUUGUCCUUCGGGCUAAUCCUAGUCUACCUUUGGGCAUUUCUCUACCAGAACUCGUGGACAGAAUUGUCAUAUUUCGCAUUCGGCCUCUCCAUGAUCCCAGUUUCGCUGGGUAUGCUGCUGCCAGAGAGUCCGCUGUGGCUGCUGAACAGAGGUCGUGCUGAAGAAGCGCUGCAGGCUCUGCAGAGGUUACGAGGAACCUCAACCCCCGAGCAGAUCAGAAAGGAGCUUGACAACUUCAGCAGCAUUGUAAAGGACAAGAAACAAACAGUUUCCUGGUUCUCAACCCUCAACCAUCUAAAGCAACCUCAGGCCUUCAAGCCACUCCUCAUAAUGAAUGUCUACUACUUCCUCAUUCACUGCUCUGGAGUGUCAAUUGUUGUAGUGUUUGCUGUUGAUUUUGCCCGAGAUGCCGGUAUAAGAGCAGUGGCAUAUCAUGUAGCUCUGGCUAUUUCGUUAACGCGGAUAUUCGCCACUUUUCUGACUAUUUGGGCCUGCAAUACAUAUGGGAGGAGAAAACCAGCUAUUGUAUCUGGAGUUAUAAUGUCAGUUUCCCUUGCCAUUCUCUCUCUGUCCAUCUCAAAAUUCCUUAUAUUGACUCCCUGGCUUGUUAGCAUCCUCUUGGUGGUCUACAUGCUCUCCAGCUCUCUUGGUUUCUCCACAUUGCCUAUGUCUAUGAUGGGAGAACUGUUUCCGACAGAUGUGCGAGGGUUGGCGAGUGGUCUGACAGCUAGUAUGAUCUUCCUGGGAUCAUUCUCCUCAGUGAAACUCUACCCAAUCAUGGUCGUGACUUUCGGAUCGUUUCCUGUCUUCAUGUUUUUUACCAUAUCUGGACUGUUUGGAACAAUCUUUAUUUACCUUUUCCUACCCGAAACCAAUGGGAAAACAUUGGAGGAAAUCAAAGAGUAUUUUAUAGACAGGAAGUACCAAAGAGGUGGCUAGAAUGAGGAAUCUGUUUCAACAAGAGGAAGAGCAAAGUCUUUUGCAAGAUCCAGAGUCUGACAAUCCCGCAUGACUGGAUAGUUGGUGAGUUUUGUAUUCCUCCUAAAAUGUUAUGGAGAGCAAAACAAAGUCUUUUGCAUGAUCCAGAGUCUGACAAUCCUGCAUGACUGGAUAGUUGGUGAUUUUUGUAUUCAUCCUUACCCAUCCAGAAAAUCUUUUUUUAGUUUUUACCGGUUUUUAAUGUCUCAAAUCUAAUUGUUAAAAAUUAGAUUUCCUGUUAGUAAUGGUUUAUAAUUUAUAUAGUUUCAUAUGGGAAACCUAUAUUGAAUAUAAGUUAUAAACAAUUGACGUUAACAAAUAAACAUAUUUUUAUCAUUUUUUUUAUUAUUGGGAUACUGUUCUAAGUUUCUGAAAUGAAACCUUUAUGGAUUCAAGUUCCUAUUUAUAAAGCAGUUGUAAAAUUUAGCCCCAUAUUAAAGGCAGAGCUUCAUAUUCCUUCUUAAGCUCAUUAAUUUACCAGUAAGCCAAUCACUUUAUUAUCAAUGUUAUUUUUCACUGUCUAACAUUUAGUUAGUGUUAUACUAACAGACCUGUCUUCUAGUAACUGCAACUUAAUAAAAACCUUUUUAGCAGCCUUUGAAAAAACUAAAUAUAUAGAAUAGUAUUCUAUAAAUAGAAAUUUG